AUGGCACCAGUUGCAAUCGAUCCCCGUAUUAUUGACGUUGCGCCCCCACGAAAAGACACCCUAGGACUACCCGAUUCCGCGCGGGUGCGCCUCGAAGCCGCCGGGAUCGACCUGAGUGACGGCUAUCCGUACCGACCCUCCCGACCACUCUAUCUUGACGACGUGUACAACGUGCGCAACUAUGACCGGGCUCAUAUCGACCCCGGAACUCGAGCUGACCCCGAGAAGAAAGCUUUGCUGUCAGCUGCCACCGAAGUCAUUCCACUAACUCGGCAUAUCGGCACGGAGAUCGUAGGACUGCAGCUCAAAGACCUGACAGACCAGCAGAAAGAUGAGCUGGGCCUACUCAUCGCCGAACGAAGUGUGGUCUUCUUCCGGGAUCAGGACAUUUCACCCCAGCAGCAAAAGGCGCUGGGCGAGUACUUUGGGGAGAUUGAAAUCCAUCCCCAAGUACCGCAGGUGCCCGGUGUCCCCGGAGUCUCAGUGAUCUGGCCGGCGCUCCAAGCCACCGAAACCCCCGCCAGCUUCCGUCGACCAGGUGGCUCCUCCCGAUGGCACACCGACUUGGUCCACGAGCGACAGCCUGCAGGCGUCACUCACCUCCACAAUGAUACCGUGCCCACAGUCGGGGGCGACACCCUCUGGGCAAGUGGAUAUGCCGCAUACGAGAAGCUGUCGCCACUAUUCCGGAAGUUCAUUGAUGGCAAAACCGCCCUCUACCGGUCCGCACAUCCGUACCUCGAUCGCCAGAACCCCGAGGCUGGGCCUAAAUAUGUCGAGCGUGAACACCCCCUCGUGCGUGUGCAUCCAGCCACGGGGUGGAAGGCCCUGUGGGUCAACCGGGCCAUGACCGUGCGCAUCGUGGGCCUGGACAAGGCAGAAAGUGAUGUGAUCCUGGGGUACCUGUACGAUGUGUACGAAAAGAACCCGGAUAUCCAGGUUCGCUUCAAAUGGAGCCCACGGACCAGUGCGUUGUGGGAUAACAGAAUCACUAUCCAUAAUGCUAGCUGGGACUAUGAGGGCUCCCAGCCUCGACAUGGCACGCGAGUGACGUCCCUGGCGGAGAAGCCCGUUUUUGACGAGAACGCACCAACGCGGCGGGAGGGACUGGGGCUACUAGGGCCCGAAGAGAUUGAUGAGUUGCAUAAGCUCAGCCAGCUGGAGCUGAAGUGA
Penicillium macrosclerotiorum is the source of this 1173-nucleotide messenger RNA. RefSeq names its product TauD/TfdA dioxygenase family protein. The transcript is spliced from 3 exons. Lineage: Eukaryota; Fungi; Ascomycota; Eurotiomycetes; Eurotiales; Aspergillaceae. The record is from RefSeq and is a predicted model, not a curated record. Gene Ontology annotation, cellular component: cytoplasm. Gene Ontology annotation, molecular function: 2-oxoglutarate-dependent dioxygenase activity. Bases 1 to 1173 code for a protein of 390 amino acids.